Messenger RNA from Zootoca vivipara (common lizard), 19466 nucleotides. The record is from RefSeq and is a predicted model, not a curated record. NCBI's taxonomy places the organism in Eukaryota, Metazoa, Chordata, Lepidosauria, Squamata, Lacertidae.
AUAAUAAUAAUAAUAAUAAUUGCAGAGUCCUCUCUCAAGGGUAGAUCUGAACCCUUGCUUCACACAGAAAGGGGUGGAUCCUACCAGCUCUCACCCAGCAGCUUCUCAUUCUUAUUUUUAAAUUAAAUUUAUAUACCUCCCUUGAUCUGAAGAUCUCACAAUACACGAUAAAAUCGUGACUUCCCCCUUCCCUGCCUCUCACAAAGGGUUUUUCACCAAUCAAAUAACCUGAAUCAAGAACAAAGCAAAGGAAAAAGAAACUGAAAAAAUAAAAACAAAAGAAUAGAUGGAUGAAAAAAUAAAUAAAAUAAAUAAAAAGGGCUUCCAAUUCUCCAUCACUUGGCCCUCUUUUGAGCUGCCUCCACUGAGGGCGUCUAUGCGGAAUUUAACUUAAAAGAGCUACGUGAAGUGCCAACCCCACGGCUAUUACACGGGGGAUAUCAUUUUGACCGGCCUUCCAAGUUUCUCGUACAAAUCACAGCAGCUAAUCCCAGAGCCUAGUACGAAACAUCUCCCUUGCUUCAUAUUUUAAGUUUUACUGCUCUCAUCACUUUCGAAGCUAUUUCCUUUGCUCAUGUUUGUUUGUAUUUAUGAUUCUGACUGGUCACAAGAUAGCCCAUGUUUUGUUAAUAGCUGUUGGCUUCCUUAUAAGUUAGUUACACUACAUCUGUUGAUAGGCAAAGGUUUGCGCAUUUUGGUGAGUAGCUAUAUAGGUUUGUUGCUGUAGGUUUCGUUCACCCUUACAACCAAAUAUUUUCAUGCAGUUAUCUGGCAUCACUCGACCCAAGUUCAUUGGUGUUGUGGAAUUGGUUAAACAGAAAUAGUUUCAACUGGAUUUUGAAUAAAGUCAGUUAAUCGUCACUGUUCUGAAUGUUGGGCGAUCAUCUUCCUUAGUGGCUUGUGAAAAAUUCUUUUUAUAGGUUAGGGGGAACUUUGAUUUACAUAUAAGCUAAACAAGCUAUAGCUUACGGCUCCACUCUCUUGAGGGCGCCACAAAAAAUUAAAGGAAAAAAAAGUGGAUGUACAUUUACAAAACACAGUGGGACCUCAAUUUACGAAUUUAAUCUGUUCCGAAUGCACACUCGUAGGUCAAAAACUUCGUAAGUUGAGUUUCCCAUAGGAAAAGCGGUUUCCCAUAGGAAUGCAUUGGAAACGGAAAAAUUCGUAAGUCGAGGAAACCGCAUCUAGCCGUGAACAGGUUUUCCGUUUGCAUGUCGAUAAAAUCAUGAGCGCGCGGCCACUUUUUCCGCUUGUAAGUCGAAAACGUCGGAUGUCGAUGAGCUCGUAAGUCGAGGUCCUAUUGUAUAAGAUAAAAAACAAAUAAAAUGGCUUUAGAUACCUAUUACCGUAGAUCCAUAAAUUACCAUAUAGCAUAUUGUUGUUGUUUAGUCGUUUAGUCAUGUCCGACUCUUUGUGACCCCAUGGACCAGAGCACGCCAGGCACUCCUGUCUUCCACUGCCUCCCGCAGUUUGGUCAGACUCAUGUUCGUAGCUUUGAGAACACUGUCCAACCAUCUAUUCCUCUGUCGUCCCCUUCUCCUAGUGCCCUCAAUCUUUCCCAACAUCAGGGUCUUUUCCAGGGAGUCUUCUCUUCUCAUGAGGUGGCCAAAGUAUUGGAGCCUCAGCUUCACGAUCUGUCCUUCCAGGGAGCACUCAGGGCUGAUUUCCUUAAGAAUGGAUAGGUUUGAUCUUCUUGCAGUCCAUGGGACUCUCAAGAGUCUUCUCCAGCACCAUAAUUCAAAAGCAUCAAUUCUUCAGCAAUCAGCCUUCUUUAGAGUUCCUGCCAUCUUCCGUUCUACAGGCAUGACCAAGCCAGCGUAGACAUCGCUGAGAUGGGAAUCAUGGGGAAAUGGACUUGAUAGAGCACAUCUUUGUUUGAGACCAUAUAUAUAUAUAUAUAUAUAUAUAUAUAUAUAUAUAUAAUUUAUUGAUUUAUCAAAAAUAACAAAAACAGAAAAGAAAAAAUUCAUAACCAGAUUAAACCACAAAUUUUUGGUUGACUUCCCUCCACUUAUAAUAUACUUGUUUUCGCGCGUCCACAAAACCUUAUAUGCUUAACAAUCCAAUUUUAAAACCUUCCUCUUAUUACAAGUGACUUUCAAAAGUUAUACUAAUGUAAAAAUCUGCACACAAAGCUUAAAAAAUAUGCAUUGAGCAAUUGCCCUUUUUUUUUUUUUGGUAAUAAUUUGUCCUGCAUAGUUCAGUAAUUUUUUUGUGUGCCAAUCUUCUUCUUUAUCUUCUUUGGCCGAGGCUUCUUCCUUCCAUAGGAGCUGGCUGGACUUGGCCCGGCAUCCAGUCUCACAUAUCGGAACAAAGUCUUUCGUUCAAACAAUCCAUCAAGUCUUGAACAUAUCAAUAUCGUAACUUCAUUUUUUAAAAAACAACCAGCAUUUCCCACAUUCUCUUCAAAUCUUUAUAUGUCUUUUCCCCAGGCCUUUUAGAUAUCUUUGUUUUGAGACCCUGUCGUGCCAUGCAAUGCCCCAAAAUCUUCCUGAUGCAGAAGAGUUCGUGGAAACAAGGGGGUGGUGUUUCACCGGAGAAAGUUUGGGGAAAACUGCCCUAAACAGAAGUACAUCUCAAUAAGGGGAAUUUGAAGGAUGGGCUUGCAGAAGGUUGUGACCUGGGACAGAAAUGAGAGUUGAAACCAGAUGGAGGAGGGAGACCCAAAGGGAGUCCCUUUUUUUCGUGGCACACGGGCCAGGCCUCUCACCCCAUCCUGAGAGUUCAGUCUUAGCUUGAGAAUUUCUUCUGGGGCAAGGACAACUCUUUUAUUACAGCAUUAACCAGUUCAAUGAGUGUAUGUAGACCUUUUUUUAAAAAAAGAGGAUUUGCAAAGGACGUCUCCAUUUACCACAGUCCAACCCAAACAAAGGGAUUCUUUUCAGCCUCGCUUGAACAUGGGGAGAAAAAGGAAUUAGGCUAAACAAAGACCUCGGAUUCAGCUCCCCGGAAAUAGAAAACUCGAUCAGUGUUGAUGGUGGAGAAGGUUUUUUUGUCUCCUCUUUUGUAGUUGCACGAAAUCUCUCUAAUGCAUGUUUUCAGCUGAGGAAACCAAAACCCUUUUGGAGCCGUGAGGGAGGGGCUGGUUAAAUAUUGACUGUUGGCUUAGUCAAGUUUUGUAGGCUAAAUCCUGCUCAUGUUCAGCCAAACAUAACAAACACAUACCAGAAUGGGGCGGUAAUAAAGAUGGGAAAGUUCUGUCUCUCUUGCACAAAUGAUGCGGAAGCAGGCCUUCCAAUCUCUGCCCCAGGAGUCGCUUGGAAACGUUGCUUGGAUUGGCUUUGCUGUGACAGUGAAAUGUUAUCUUUUAACUCAGCCUUUAGUAUUGUGCUGCAGGAUCCAAAUAAUCUUCAUGGUUCCUUUAAGAAUUUUUUUAAAAAAACAAGCAAGGUGCUAGUCCUCAUGAUGCAAGGGAAGAAUUACAAAGCAUAUAUGAUGGUUCUGCUGUUCAUAUAGCAUUUUUCAAAAGUCAGGGUGGGUCUUCCACUAAAUAGUGGGGACGCGGGUGGCGCUGUGGUCUAAACCACUGAGCCCAGGGCUUGCCGAUCAGAAGGUCAGCAGUUCAAAUCCCCUCGACGGGGUGAGCUCCCGUUGCUCUGUCCCAGCUUCUGCCCAUCUAGCAGUUCAAAAGCACCCAGUGCAAGUAGAUAAGUAGGUAUCGCUCUGGCAGGAAGGUAAACGGCGUUUCCGUGCGCUGCUCUGGUUCUCCAGAAGCGGCUUUGUCAUGCUGGCCACAUGACCCGGAAGCUGUAUGCUGGCUCCCUCGGCCAGUAAAGCAAGACUGGACCUAAUGGUCAGGGGUCCCUUUACCAUUUACCUAGUUUUGUUGCAAUAGUGAGAAUGGAAGUUUCUGCUUGUGAAAUUUUAAGUUCAUUAGCACAGAAUUUCUUAUGAUAUUACGGUAGUAUCUUGGUUUACAACCAUAAUCCGUUCCAGAGGUCCGUUUGUAAACCAAAACAGGUUGUAACCCAAGGCGCACUUUCGCCAAUGGGACCUCCAAAAAAAAAAUGGGUUGUAAUCCCAAAAAAAGGUUGCAAACCAGGACACAGACUUCUGGGUCUGACGUGUUUGUAAUCCAAAACGUAUGCAAACCAAGACGUAUGCAUGUAUGCAUUGACUGUAAUGUCAAUGGGAGAGGGGGGGAAUAGGGAUGAGGGAGAAAAUUGGUUUUGUUGAAUUUUAAUGGGAAAAAAAACUAGCUAAUUUGAGCUUCCCAUAUCAAUGCAUGAACCUCUUCUUCAAAAUUUGCACGCCUCUGAAUUUCACAAUGCAGUUCUCCGGACACUGUGUACAGAAAUGCAUAGAUAAGGAUAAAGUGUGCAUUAAAAUGCAGGUAUUAGUGGAAAAAAUAACAUACAGAAAUGCAUUGUGAUGGGGCUUUUUUUGCAGAAAUGUGUAUUUUAAUCAAAACUGAAUGCAGAGAUUGGCUUAUUAGGAGAAAUUUGCACUAGAUGCAUUUUCAUGAGGAAAGAAUUUGCGAUGUGCUGAGGAAAUACGGAGACCUGAAUUCAAGAUUGGAAAAAAUGGGAAAUGGGGAGAACCCGAAACUGAUAUAUUUCCCUGUUCCCUAGAAAGAAAUGGCGGCCUUCUCCCUGUCUCAGUCUGUAAGUGAGUGCCCUUCUUUUCAACCACCCAUAAUCACUCUCCCCUUUGCCCGUCUCUUUCAGAAGUAUGGCUUUAUCAUAAGUAGAAUCUGACAAUCCAACUCCCAGUGCCUGGGGGGCAUGCCAGACUGUUAGCUAAUGAAACAGACUUUGUCCAGCAGCCUCAGUGGGUGGCAGGCAUUUUAUUUUCCUUUACGGGUUCUCAAAAAGUUUGCCUCCUUAGCCAAGCUGCAUGGAGGAUGACAGGACGGCAUCAGGAGGGUUGCUGUAUUUCAAAAAUCUAUACUACCAACAUGGGCUGCCAGCGAUUUCUCCCCGGACGCUGUUCACGAGGGCUGAAUACCGGCUGCGUCCGAGAAAUUCCAGACAACCCUAGAUUCUAUAUUUAGGUUUUAUUUUGGAGGGCAAGCAAGGACUGAUGCUCUUUGAUACAGAAAAACAAGCCAGAGAAAUGGCUCCGUCCGUGACAGGGGGUUGGACUGGAUGGCCCUUGUGGUCUCUUCCGACUCCAUGAUUCUAUGAUUCUAUUAGCCAUGGUGAUAUGGGACCACUGCUUUCUAUCCCGUUCAUAGGUCAGCUGGAGUUUCAUAGAGUCAUCUAGUCCAACCCCCUGCAAUGUAGGAAUUUUUGCGAAAGCAUCCAUGUCGGAUGGUUUCUGGUGAGCAAGUAAGGCCACCAAGUUUGCUGAUGAUACCCAAUUGUUUGGGGUGGCCAGAAGGAAAAAGGAUUGGGAGGAGCUCCAAAAGGAUCUCUCCAAACUGGGCGAAUCCGAGCAAUAAAAUGGCAAAUGCAAUGUGAUCGUUUUAGCAGGUCUAAAAUGAUGCACACCUGGGCAACCCCCCCCCCCCAAAUUUCUACAUAUACGCACAUGGGAAAGGCUGGACUAGAUGAAUCCCAAGCAGGAAUUAAGAUUGCCGGAAGAAAUAUCAACAACCUCAGAUAUGCAGAUGACACAACCUUGAUGGCAGAAAGUGAGGAGGAAUUAAAGAACCUUUUAAUGAGGGUGAAAGAGGAGAGCGCAAAAUAUGGUCUGAAGCUCAACAUCAAAAAAAACCAAGAUCAUGGCCACUGGUCCCAUCACCUUCUGGCAAAUAGAAGGGGAAGAAAUGGAGGCAGUGAGAGAUUUUACUUUCUUGGGCUCCUUGAUCACUGCAGAUGGUGACAGCAGUCACGAAAUUAAAAGACGCCUGCUUCUUGAGAGAAAAGCAAUGACAAACCUAAACAGCAUCUUAAAAAGCAGAGACAUCACCUUGCCGGCAAAGGUCCAUAUAGUUAAAGCUAUGGUUUUCCCAGUAGUGAUGUAUGGAAGUGAGAGCUGGACCAUAAAGACGUCUGAUCGCCGAAUAAUUGAUGCUUUUGAAUUAUGGUGCUGGAGGAGACUCUUGAGAGUCCCAUGGAUUGCAAGAAGAUCAAACCUAUCCAUUCUUAAGGAAAUCGGCCCUGAGUGCUCACUGGAAGGACAGAUCGUGAAGCUGAGGCUCCAAUACUUUGGCCACCUCAUGAGAAGAGAAGACUCCCUGGAAAAGACCCUGAUGCUGGGAAAGAUGGAGGGCACAAGGAGAAGGGGACGACAGAGGACGAGAUGGUUGGACAGUGUUCUCGAAGCUACGAACAUGAGUUUGACCAAACUGCGGGAGGCAGUGGAAGACAGGAGUGCCUGGCAUGCUCUGGUCCAUGGGGUCAUGAAGAGUCGGACACGACUAAACGACUAAACAACAACGCACAUGGGGCCUGAAUUGCCAAUGACUGAACUGGAACAAGACCGUAAUGGAUGGCUUGGUAGAGGUGUUGACCAUGCAUUUGACGGCUGCGAAAAAGAAUGGCAUGCUGUGUGUGGAUCAUUAGGAAAGAGAUUGAAAAUAGCAUUUGCAAUAUUACGACGCUGUGGAACAGAUUGAUGGUGGGACUACAUUUGGAAUUCUGUGUGCAGUCCUUGUCACCUCGCUUCAAAAAAAGAUAUUGCAGAGCUGGAAAAGGUUAAGAAAGGGACAGUUCAAACCUAUCAAGGAGAUGGAUCGACUCUCCUGUGAAGGAAAAUCGCAGCAUUUGAAGCUUUUUAGUUUAGGGGAAAGGUGAGUAGAGGUCUAUAAUAAAUAUCAGGAGAUACCUGAUAGGGAGAUUCCACCCCCACCCCCACCCCCACCCCCAUGGGGUUAUCCAGUGAAGCUGAAGAUUGGGAAAUUCAGGAGAGGCAAAAGAAGGUUUUGCUUCACACUAAAGCAUAUUUGAUGCUAACGAACCUCGGCAGCUGCUUAAACUUUCUUGAUCAGCUGGUCGUUUUAAUGAAUAAUUUGUAUUUAUGGUGUUUAAACAUUGUAUAUGUCUAUAUAUUGUUGGCUGCCUUGCUAUUUAAUUUGUAUUUGCGGUGCUUUAUGUUUAAAUACCGUAUAUGUGCUUAUAUUGUAGGCAGUGGUACCUUGGCCCUCGAACUCAGUCCGUUUGACUCCUGAUACGGUUCGAAAACCAAGGCGCGGCUUCCGAUUGGCUGCAGGAGCUUCCUGCACUCAAUCGGAAGCCGUGUCGGGCGUUUGGCUUCCGAAAAACGUCCGCAAACCGGAACACUCCCUUCCGGGUUUGCGGCAUUAGGGAGCCGGUUUGUUUGGGAGCCAAGCCGUUUGAGAGCCAAAGUACCGCUGUAUUUUACAUGAAACAGCGAAACAUAAAUAAUUUAAUAAAUGCAUACGAACCCGCUCGGACCCUGAGAUCAGUAUCUGAGCCCCUUCUCUGGGUGCCCCCUCUGAGGGCGUUCUGGGGGGCUGGCGAUGAGAGAGCGGGGCCUUUUCUGAAACCGAAGGCUGCUUGAGUUGGAACAGAGAAGCAUUUUGCUUCCCAAAGAACAUAACUCAGGAUCUGUAACGGCGGAGGAAGGAGAGCAGCUUCUGCCGGUUGUCCGUUUUUCUUUAUUGCAGGAGCUGAACAAACCAUGCACCAGCCAUCAACGGGCAGCGAACAGAUUUAUAGCUGGUCUUUGCCACUUUGGGAGCUCUGCCGUGCUGCCAGGCAGGGAAGGCAAAAUUUAAGGCACGCUCUGGCCUUGAUCCGAGAAAGUCCUUGCCUGCGCUGUCACUCCCUUGCUUUAUGGUCUCUUCUCUUGUAGGUGCAAGAAGCGCAUUAUGGGUCUGUUAGGACCAUAUUUUUCAAAGUCUGUGAGUCCAGUGGUUCAAAACGGGAUUCUUCAUGUAUGGUGCCAAGUUCUCUCUCUUUUUUUGGGGGGGGGGGAGUGUUCACAAUCAGGCAUGUCCUGAUUAUUAUAAGGCUGACAAAAAUGAAACUGCUUAGAUCAGGGCUGUCCAACAGGUCGAUCGCGAUCUACUGGUGAAUCGCAGGGUGCCCCUGGUUGAUCCUGGUGGAUUGCGGGAACCCCCCCCCAAAAAAACCCACAAGAAACUGAACAAGUUUGUUUUAUCCUCCCUAAAAAAGCUCAACAACUUUGUCUCAUCCUGCCCCCCAAAAAAAGCUCAACAACUGGUCAAUCCAAUAGGAAGAUCACUGCCAGUUUUUUUAUAGUGGGAGUAGAUUGCAGUCUCUUGGAAGCUGCACAUGCCUGGCUUAGAUUAAUCGAUAAAAGCAUUUUGAAUGACUAAAAGGGUGCAUUAUUUUCUACAAAAAAGAAAACACCCCCCCCACCCUAUAUACCUAUAAGAAACUGCAGAUGACCAUUCUAAAUGAGGUGUUUUUUCUUGUGUGUGACAGAAGGGGGGUGGAAUUCCCUUUUGAAGAUCACUAGUGCAAUACACACACACACACACUCUUGUGUAUCUUUAUACAGUUAUACCUCAUGUUACGUCCGCUUCAGGAUGCGUCUUUUCAGGAUACGGAUGCGCCGAACCCUCAACCCCAAACUCUCAAUAGAUUCCUAACUUUUGGCCAACCUCCAGCUGCUUAACUGGGAGAUGGUGGCUACUGCUCAGUGACUGAAGAGGAAGGUCUUUCUCAACUUUCCUCUUUUCUUCCUUUCUCCCACCUCCCACCAUCCUUGGUGCCUGGAAUUCCAUUUACCGUUACAUUUCAGGAGCCCUGGGAAGUGUGAUUUCCCCAAGGCAAUGGUAGCCACAUUGAUACCAGGUACCUCCCAGGGCUCUCGGCACUUAGAACAUUGACAACAGUCAGGUCAGUGGGUGGGUGGGAAUAAGGAGGAGUUCUUCUGCGGCUCAGAUUAAAUCCAAGUCGGGGCAUAACUCAGGAUUCUUAAUACUCACCUUGUAUUGAAAGUGGCAUUAUGAAUAAGUGAGAUUUGUAUUCGGAGCCAAUGAAUUAUGGACUUCAGUGAACCAGUCAUUUAUGAGUGUGGAAGGGAACAGAACACCUGUGUUCAGGUGGUGAUGGGUUAUGUGUUUUUUGCUUGUAUGCAACAUCUGAGGUGGCUUUUGUGGUUCUUGGGUGACGUUUCUGAGGCGAACACAUGUCAGGGUAAGAGGGGCAGAAUGAAAAUUGUAUUGUUUUCAAGACUUUCCGGAUGAGGGGCCUUGUUUUAAUCUUGUUUUAUCUUCUUCCAUUCCAUUUUUUUUUAGCACCUAUAACCAGGCCCGUGAAUGAGCGGGGAUCGUUUGGGAACAUAGGAGGUGCUGUGUCGCAGCCGGAGAUUUAGACCUGAGCCGGCUCAUUCAAGAGUCAGGUGCAUGCAGCCGGCGUCGUGAAAUCUCCUUCGGGUGCCACCAUUAAGCCCUGAGAUGAGUAAAGAGGAGAAUCUCACAGAACAUCUACAGCAGCAGCUUCCUAUGUUCCUAGGAUGGAAGAGGGGAGGAGAUGGCAGACAGAUAUUCAGUGCCACUGACGUCUUGUGCCUCCACUACCAUACCUUGCCAUGGCCAAAUUAGAGACCCUCUCCGUCCUUAGUGACGCCAACUACCACAACAAGGAAGCCUUCCACCCUUUCGAACCCGCCUCCCAGGGCACGAUGGGAAGCGUCGGCAGCGGCGUCGCGGGCGAGCAAGAGUUCGCCAUGAAGAGCGUGGGGACCAGGACGCAGAGCGGCAGCCGGCAGGUCGAUGGGUCCCGGAAUAGCUACUCCAGGCGGGAGAUCUCGAACCGCUACUCCGGGGAGGAGAAGACUUACAAGACGGAGAAGAUCUCCCACUCCAUCUACAUCAACGGGGACCUGCGCAAGAGCGAGAAAGGGAAGGCGGACCUCUGUGGGAACGUUGCGGCCAACAAUGAGAAGAACAUCCCACCUCCUCCCCAGUACAGAGAACCCAGUAACCCACCAAAGAUAUUACCAGUCUCUGGUAAACUAGACCAGAGCAACGAGCCCUUAGUUAGACCUUCAGCCUUUAAGCCCGUAGUCCCUAAAAACUUCCAUUCCAUGCAGAACCUGUGCCCGCCACAGAACAACGGCAUAUCGGAGACCCGGAAGACCUUGAACCACACCAACAGCAAUAGCCCUUCCACGGUCAAAAGUGGGAUGGAGAAGCCCAGCCAUAACAGGACUACCAACCAGGCGGGCGGCCUCUCCGAUUCCGGGCGGAACUCUUUGACCAGCCUGCCCACCUACGGCACAGGCUAUAGCCAGCAUAUUGGGCCCAUGAGCGCCUCGACCAGCCACAUAAACCGCAUUGGGACCACCUACGUGGACAAGAACAUUGUGGGCUACAAUGGGAUAUCUACCUCAGACAGCGGCCGGUCUUCCAGCAAGAGCACGUCUUCAUUCAGCCGGCUCAACCACCUCAACGAGACGAUGCCCUUCCACUCACCGUCGACGGACGACAUCAUCCAGGACUUGGAGGACCGGCUGUGGGAGAAGGAGCAGGAGGUCCUUCAGAUGAGGAGGAACCUAGACAAGAGCGAGGCGGCCAUCUACCAGGUCUUUGAGGAGAAGCAGAAGAUCUGGGAGCGUGAGAUGGACGACCUGCGGCAGAAUUAUGCCAACAAGCUGCAGCAGGUGUCCAAGAAGGCGCAGAGGGCACAGCAGGCUCUGCAGCUCCAAAUCUUCAAGCUCCAGCAGGAGAAGAAGAAACUCCAGGACGACGUGGGGCAGCUCCUCCAGCAGCGGGAAGAGCUAGAGAAGAAGUUCAUGGCUUUCAAGAAGGAGCAGGCCGAGUUCCUUCCCAAGAUCGAGGAGACCAAGUGGGAGGUGUGCCAAAAGGCUGGUGAGAUCUCUCUGCUGAAGCAGCAGCUGAAGGACUCCCAGUCCGACGUCUCCCAGAAGCUCAAUGAGAUCGUCGGGUUGCGGACCCAGCUCAAGGAAGGCAAGAGCUUCCUCAGGGAGAAGGAGGAGCAGAUCCUGACCUUGAAAGACUCCUACAGCACCAAGAGCAUCAGCCUGGACAUCUCCGAGGGCGAACUGCAGCGGAAGAUGGGCGAGGUGCAGAUGCUGAGGGAGAAACUUGACCAGUGCGAGCUGGAGGUCUCCAACCUGAAGCAGACCCUCACCAGCCUGGGCGGGCCCCACAGCCACUACGGUGCAGAGCUCACGGAAAAGCUGGCGAGGGACCCUUUGGCUUGCGAGAGCGACGAGGCCAAGAUGAAGCGGCAGAGCGAGGAGAACUUCAAUGCGCUGAAGAAGGAGGUGGAGCGGCUGCAGGCGGAGCUGAAGGCCGAGAGGCAGCAGCGGGAGCAGCAGGUCAUGGACUUUGAGGAGGAGCGCCGCACCUGGCAGGAGGAGAAGGAGAAGGUCAUCAAGUACCAGAAGCAGCUGCAGCUGAAUUACGUGGAGAUGUACCAGAAGAACCAAAUUCUCGAGCACAAAGUCAGCGAAAUGACCAGCAAGGUCACCAGCCCGCCACACACCGACGAGAAGAAAACAUGGACUCCUUCCAGGUUGGAGAGGAUAGAGUCCACAGAGAUCUGAGGAAAGGACUUGAGGCGUUCAAAGUACGUUGUCCCCCACCCCACCCCACCUCCCCAAAUUACUGUGCAUGUACUUCAGCCGGUGAUCUUCCCAAGGAGAAUAAUAUGCUAUAUAACUAGCAGUGUAAGUUCGUCUGCCCUGGGCAUCUCCAACGUGCUCUGGUGCUUUGCAGGUGAUAAAGGAAAAAAUAGAGACAGGUGUUUCUAGGGAUGAGCUGACAUCAGGAGUAUUGGGGGGGUGGAUUGAGUGUGUGUAUGUUGGGAGGGGUCAGGGGCGCAGUCUUGCACCCAAGAUUGCGGGGGGGGCAGCGUGCGUCACAUUGUGUAAUGUCAUGCUUGGGACGCGCGUCGCACACAUGACAUCGUACGUGUGUCACUUGCAGGUGAUGUCAUACGCACAUCGAUGGGAGGAAGCCGAGUGGGGAGCCCAGCAUGGUGCGGUUCAAUGGCUGGCUCCUCCUGAGUGCGAGAGAGGAAGCCGCGCCAGACUGGGCUCCCCGCUCGGUUUCCUCUCAAUGUGACAUGGAAUGUGCAUCACAUGUAUGACAUCACACGUGUGCGACGUGCAUUGUUGGGAAGAGGCCAAUUGGGCAGCCUGGUGCUGCCUCCUCUCUCGCACUCAGGGCAUACCUGCCAAGUUGCUGUCAGAGAAAUAAGGGACCGGGCCGGAAAUCGCAGACCGGAAGUAGCACUGCCGCCAUUUUGGAACUGGGCAGAGCAUGCUCAGAAGUGACUUUUGAUGCUGCUUUGCCCAGUUCCAAAAUGGCCGCCACGCCAGAAUAAACCGGGAAAAACAAAAAAAAAUCCGUUUUUUCAGCUAGGAACAGCUGGAAAAACGGGGAUUUCCCGGGGAAAACGGGAGACUUGGCAGCUAUGACUCAGGAGGAGUCAGCCAUUGAACCAUGCCACACUCGGUCUUCUCUUCCCCCUCAACAUCAAGGGGGCCUGGUCCCAUGCCAGCAAAUAUUGAGGCGGGUUGAAGAGCCCUCUGCCUCUAGGAGUUGGCGUGCCUGGUGUGGGUUUUUGUUUUUUAAUUAGCCCCAUUGACAAAGACACCGCAGAGUUUUCUGUGUCUGCCAUUACUGCAGCACCUCUCUGAAUGGUCUUCUGACCCACCUUCUCUUUCCAGGGCAUUUUUUUAGCCAUAUUGGCUAGUAGAAAUUCAUGCCACACUCAGGCUUGCCUCAUCUUUGCCAUAACCCAGGGUGGAAUCCCUCCAAUAUUCCUCAGGGGAAAGGGGACGUUCUCUUCCACAUCAGCAGAAUGUCUCUAUUUUCUGAGGAAGCCUUGGGGCCUUCCAAGCAUCAGACUCACAACUCCCAUCAGCCUCGGUCAACAUGGCCAAGAGUCAGAGGGUGAUGGCAGGUGUGGUCCAGAACAUUUGGAGGCCUCGCAGGUUGGAGAAGGCUGUCCUGAAGCAUUUCUGUGUCACAACCGGACAUAAAUCAAUUUCUGCUCCCCAGAUAACUCUGGAUACUGUCGUUCUGAGAGGAGCAGGGGAUGCAGAUCGCUUGCAGGCAAUUCUCAGCACCUAGAAAACCUACAAUUCCCAGGAUCCUUUGAGAGGAGCCACAGCCAGUAUAAAAGUGAAACAAAUUUGUAGUGUUGCUGUCUGCCGCCCCCUCUUAAAGGAGUUACCUAUGAAAGCCAGUUCUCAGUUCUCAAUUACCUAUAAUAGGCUAAGCCUAUUAUAAAUUGGAAGCAAGGCGUGUUUAUUUACUUCCUAGUUCACACUCCAUCUUAGUUUGUGGUGGUGGGAUGGGAGCAGUUUGCAGGUUAUCUGAUUCUCGCAAGGUUAUGCCCUCAGGCAUCUACACACACAAGCCGUGAGAGAGGUUGCACAGACAAUAGGAGAGGGCAAGACUCCCUUCCUGGCAUGCAAUCUAUGCUCUGCAGCGUGGACUGAAUCUAAACAACUCUCUCCAAGGCAGUGAUCCGAUGAGAGGGCCGUGAACUGAGGUAGCAUCAGUAGGCCUGGAUUAGUGAAACCGCCCCCCCCCCCAAAAAACAUCGAUAACUUUUUUUUAUAUUGACUAUCAUUUUAGAGAGUUGGCACCUCAUUCCUUUUUAAUGCAGCCAGGAGGGCAAGAACUAAGCUACCACAUUGGGGGAGAAGGCAGAAGAACAGGAUGGAAAGGAAUUUAUGUGGGGCAUCUAGUCCGGCUCCAAACACUAAACACACACACACACACACACACACACACACACACAAUUGGUCAUCUGCCUUGUCCAGCAUGGUUAAGAAAGCAAGAGCACGGGCGUUCUCUUAGGUCAAUAGUUCCUAAGCAUUUCCAGGCCACACACAACCGUGGCUCCUUAAAUUCAUCCCUGUUGCCACCCUAAAAAAAAACCACCAUUCCAGAACAGCGGUUUGCACACAACCCACCAAGGAAGAUAAUAGCACAAUAAAAUUCAAAACAUUUAUUUUUUUUAUAAAAAAUCUAAUUAAAAUUAUUAAGUUUAAUUGAUUCAACAAAAUGGAUGAUCCAGUGACCCCAGCCUUUGAAAGACCAAUGGUCAUUUGCACCUCCAGAGCCUUCCUACCACCCCUGCCGCCCCCUUAGGCAAUCCCACUAGUCCAUUUUGUUCUAGAUCGUUGCACUGCUCUUUGCUCAGCCAAAAACUAGAGGGGGUUUGUAUUUUUUUUAAUGGGAAGGUGGCUUGGCCAAACAUCUUUAGAAUUAGAGAUGAUCUCAACCGAGAAGGGUGGUUUGUCUUUCCCCUCGGGCCUUUCCCCCAGAACAUUGCUUUUGUUGAGUAGCAGAAACACACACGCUUGGAGGCCGCCUUAUACUGAGCCAGCCCAUUGGUCCAUCUGGCUCAGUACUGUCUACACUGAUUGGCAGCAACCCUCCGGGAUUUCAGACACGAGGCGCUCCCGGCCCUGCAUGGCGAUUCUAGGCGUUGACCCAGGGGCCUUCUGCAGGAAAAGCAGGUGCUCUACCCAGGGGUGAAGGAAGGGGGUGCGGUCCACCCUGGGUGCCACUGCCACCCUGGCGGGGGGUGACAAAGUGGCAGGUGGCACUCGUGCUGUCCGCCCGCUGCCUCCCCCCCCAGCUGUAGGGUGGCUGAGACCCUGCUGCGUGCCCCAUCUCUAUGGGCGCCGCGCACUGCGUCUCAUCCCUAUGGGCACUGUGUCUCGUCCCUAUGGGCACCACGCCAUGCCCCUAUGGGCGGUUCGCCCCACACCUGGGCAUUCCGCCCCAGGCUUCCUCUGCCGCUGGCUCUACCACCCAGCCUUUUUGCAUUAAUGUUCCUCUUCCCUUGCGAAGCAACGCCUGCCACCAAGUGUCCCUACUGCUUCCGCUGCAUGCAAUUAGAUUUAUUUAGCAAGUGCCAAUUAGGUCCCAGGAAUAUGAGUUGGGCUCCCAUAUUUGCAGCAGAGCUUUUGAGCUGGUAUUUUGCUAGUCUGUACCAUCUUAGCCAGUUCCUCCCAGCUUUUCCACACCCUCUAAUGGACCUUCUUAUCUGCCCUAGGUUAGGAAAGGAAUGAAUGCUAUGCAAGGCCGAUAAAAGAACCAAUUAUUCUUGGAGGCGAUUGGGAGCUCAAAAUUCCUUACUUGAAGGAGGGGGCCACCUGAAGGAGAUCGUGGCUACCAUUGCGCUGCUGGACUUGCAUUUAAAGUGAUUUUUUAAAAAAAAGAGCAAAAAAAGAGCAAAGGCUGCUCGCUAGCUGGGACAGGAAAGGGCUGUGGCAUUUUUCCAAUACCAUAACGCCGCCAAUUUGAGUGUUUGGGGGAACGUGGCAUCCUUGCGAUAGGAAGUGCUGCCUGGAAACAGGAAAUCUGGAGCCUGUCUGCACUGCAAAGCUAAUCUCAUUUCAAGCUCAUGUAGCUGGUUGGCACCCAACCAAACAAGGAACCCAUAAAACAUAGCUGCCAAGUUCCGGCCUGAGAAAUAAGGGACUGGACCGGAAGUAGCAGACCGGAAGUAGCGCUGCCACCAUUUUGGAACUGGGCGGAGCAUACUCAGAAGCUACUUUUGAUGUUGCUCUGCCCUGUUCCAAAAUGGCCACUGCACCAGAAGUCGCACUGCAGCCAUUUUGGAACUGGGCAAAGCAGCAUAAAAAGUUGCUUCUGAGAAUAAACCGGGGAAAAACAAAAAAAUCCGUUUUUUCGGCUGGGAACAGCUGGAAAUACGGGGGUUUCCCGGGGAAUACGGGAGACUUGGCAGCUAUGCCAUAAAAGCACAAGAAGAGCCCUGCAAGGUCAAGUCGACCAGGAGUCUCUCUCUAGUCCAGCCACCUGCUUCUUACAUUGGCCAACCAAGUGCUCUCAGGAAGCCCACAAGCUAUUGCUCCCCUGCAAUGGGAACUUGGGCCCUACACCAGCAUUAUGCAUUUAAAGCAGUGUCAUGCCACUUUAAACAAUCAUGGCUUCCUCCAAAGAAUCCUGGGAAGUUCAGUUAGGUAAGGCUGCCGAGAUUUGUUGCCGGGACCCUUGUUUCCCUCGCAGAGCUACAAUUUUCAAGAGUUCUUUGGGAAGGGGGGUAGACUGUUAAACCAGUCUGAGAAUUGUAGCUUGGUUAGUGGAAUUGGGGUCUCCCUCACAACUCCCAGAAUCCUCCCAGGAUUCCUUGGGGGAAGCUAUGACUGUUUAAAGUGGUAUCAUAGUGCUUUAAACGUCAGGCCCAUUUAGCUAGCAUCCCUAAUUGGCCCAUGUCUCGUCAAUUUGUAAAGCCCACAGCUGUUAUUGCCACAUCUUCUGACCAUGAAAUAUGUACAGGUGAAACUCGGGAAAUUAGAAUACCGUCGAAAAGUGCAUUUAUUUCAGUAAUGCAACUUAUUAUUUUUGAUUUUUCUUUUAAUUUUUACAAAUGCUUUCUUUUGGAAAUUCCACAGUAAUAAAACAAAUAGUUACAAUAAUACAAAAAUAAACAUCGCUAUUACAUUUCAUUAAUUACAUACCAUUUAUAAUUGACCUGCCUAAUGACAAAUGAUUACAAUUACAACAAAUAAAGGCUUGACAUACCUGUAUUUUGCUUCAUGCAUCUAUCUCAUAUAUUGGUUUUACCUUUUAAGUUGCAUCACUGAAAUAAAUGCACUUUUCAACGAUAUUCUAAUUUUCCGAGUUUCACCGUAAGCCAGAGCCUACAUUUUGUGGUUAACGGUUUUUGGCUCCGGAAUCUUAUUUCUAGCCCGUUUUAUUACCUAAUACUAAAUCCUGAGCACUUGUAUUAAAAGAGGAGACAUCACAUUCCUCUUUGGGGCUUCGACUACCCUUCCUGGGAUUUACGGGGAAACCACGAUAGUUAAACCCGGUUUUAAGAUGGUUUAUAUUUGGAGUGCAGGCGUGCCCUUGCAUCUUCCACAGCGAAUCUGUAACAGCAGCAAAAACUUUGUGAUGUGAGUUGACUUGGCUGCAUAAAGGAUUUCGGGUCGUCUUCUUUUUUGCGCAAUCCAUGGUUUAGCUUGCCUUCAGUAUGCCUGAUGGUCAAUGCCUUCUUCAGAGGGUUUUUUAUGGUGCUUUUUUGUGGGGUGGGGGGACCUUGAUAGAUAUCAGAGAAGAACCCACAAAUUUCCCCAGUCUACACCAAUUUUCCCAGUCACACACCACAGCAAGAUGCAAGGUCAGGCCUUCUCAUUCUGGUGCCUAAGAAACAACACUCACACAAACAUGCGCAGAGUCACCCUCUCUAAAUAUAUAUAAAUAGGUUUUGGAACAAGAUGGUUUGCCACUCUACAAUGGUGCCCAGAUUCUACCACCUGAGACAGAGGCCUUCUGCCUAGUGGUGCUGGCAUCGGGCAAACCCUGCUGUUGCUCGCAUCUGCAGGAAAAUCACUGCCGGGUUGUCUGUAUGUGAAAGUGCUUAUUAACUGAACUAGGAAGCAAAUCAUUUACUUAUAUGCUGCUAAGGUAUACAGAGACAAGUGUACUUGGAUGUAAAUAACUGUUCUGUAUAUGUAUAUAUGAUUAUUAAAGCAAAACACGUGUACAAAAAAGAGAGAGAGAGAAAACUCUUGUGAGUAACUGGGCUUUGCGGAAAGAGCAGACUUCACUGUCGAGAACUGAAUUUCUGGCAAGAAGACAACAUCUUGGAGGGUUUUCCAAAGCCCCACUGAUUUCAUGCGCUCUUGAGAUUACACUAUACCUUCCUGGGGUUACAAGUCACACGGCAGGCUUGUUUUGGUGCAUGUUUUCUGUCUACCCAUCGGUAAUCUUGUAGGUAGGUGGGGGGACCUGAGGAUUUUAAGCUAUUUUGAAGUGUCUGUGUGCUGUCGCUUUAACUUGUGGUUUGAAACCAAACUCACUUGAACCAGACCAUUUAGAUUUCCCCCACCCCUGCUCCUGAGGCUUCUCCGCCUGGAAGAAAUUGCCGAGAGACACCGCUGCCUGCAGCUGCAUUGUGGACGGAAGCAGCCAAAGGGGGGGGAAACCCAAGAGGACCCACCCGUUGCCCAGUUGAAACAGCACUUUAUAAUAUUUGCUUCCGAUUCCUGGCCAGUGUGACCAAAGACCAGCUUGGAUGAGCCUUCGGGAUGCUACUGGAUCCAUAUUUCUAUUUUUUUAUGCUGGUGCCAUGAGGUUUCUAGGCUUUGGCGACUGACAGAAUCCCUGCUGGGUUUUGCGCAGUGUGGGUUCCCUUGUGAGGAGGUGGCCGCCACUACAUUUUCCAGGGGCUACUCUUUGCACCCAUGAGGGCUAAACACUUGCUGUUCUCUCCGAAGCGGAAAGCUGAGAUUCUCAGGUAGUCAGAAGCUGCGCAGGAUUUCGGUUUCUCGGAAUCGUUCGUCACAACCGUUAAGCCACCUCUUGGCACACUAGGUGUGGCGAUUACCGAAUGGCAAACACCUCAUUUGCAUGAGCUGCUUUGUCGUACAACACUAUCUGGGCAUGGGGCGGGAACCAAAAUAGGCAGCCAUUCAGAGAUGCCAUGAGAAAUGGUCCUUAAUAGAUGUUUCCUAAACACCAGGGGGGGGAAGCUGAUAGGCCUGGGUGCUGAAACAAUGCCACUGUUUUAAAAUACCAGUUUCUGGGGAAUAACCACUGUGAUUUGGAUAAAAGGGGUAGCGAGCCUUUUAUUGCUGUGGAUGUCUGAGAAAUUUGGGUGGUGGUGGUGGUGCAAGAAUGGAACAAGAUACCCUUUCCCACCUUACUCCUCUUGUAAAUCUUGCUGCUCCCCCUCAGAGGAAUUUAUUUUUGCAGAAGUGACCGAAACUUGGUUUUUUUUCUAGAGGCUGAUGUUUUUUGUGUUCGGAGAGAUGGUUUUUUUUUUUUAAUAAAAAAACUGUGCCCUCUUCCCUGUCCCCAACCUGAAGGAUGAUAACCAGCAAAAGUUGGUAAGAAUAAAUGAGACAAAACUGGAAAUAAGUAUAGAAAGAGGCUACAGCUCCCCCACCCUCACGGUUUGGAAUGCAGCUGUCAGCUGUGGACUAAAAUGCAGCCCUUUUAAGACCCACUCUCCAGCGCCAACAAGAGAGAAACCUGUAUUGACCAUUCUGCGUGGUUGUGUUUUUCCCCCAGUAGCCCGCUUUUGGGGGCUGAAUUGCAAUCCUUCAUCGCCACCCAGAAUCCCUGCUUCAAAAUGCUUCUCUCUGCCCUCUGCUUUCUGGUCAGCAGGAAAACUACUGACCAGAAGGAAUUGGUUCUAUACUUUUUAGUUUACAAUAGCUAGCUUCCAACUGGAGAUUCCUCAAAAGGACUGGUUGUGUGUGUUUGUACAGUACAGCAGAUAACAAAAACAAAAUCGUAAUAAGGCAUGUUGCAAGCAUAUUUUUAUUCAAAUUACAAGAAAGGCGAUUUUGACUAAACAUUAAGAAGAACUUUCUGGUGGUAAAAGCUGCUCAACAGUGGAACGGGCUCCCUCAGAAGCAGGUGGGCUCUCCUUUUCAGGUUUUUAAACAUCUGUCAGGAAAUAUUUGAUUCCUGUAUGGCAGAGGGUUGGCCUAGAUGGCUCUUUGUGUCCCCUUCCAAUUCUAUGGUUUCAUCAUUCUGUAUUCAGAGCAUGGGCGUACCCAGCAUAGAAGCAGGGCAUCUGGAGAGGACAGGCAGGGACGCUGCCUGCUGUGCUACACCUCAGCCUGCUUAGCUGAAGCGAAACGGCAGCAGCGGCAGUGAAGCUGCCUCCGUUGAAAAA